Molecule: messenger RNA, 690 nt
Organism: Mizuhopecten yessoensis (Yesso scallop)
Lineage: Eukaryota; Metazoa; Mollusca; Bivalvia; Pectinida; Pectinidae
Exons: 3
Coding region: 1-690 (229 amino acids)
Source: RefSeq, a predicted model, not a curated record
AUGAAAUCUGGACCGAAGUGUUACGAGUUCAACAACACAGGUUCACAGGAGCUCAUAGAUCGGGAAAUACGGGAGGCAGUACCACCAGUCUGGCUAAGUCGGGCCAGGUUAAAUAAGGAAAUUAAGGAGGACCUUUUAGAUUGGCUUAAGUUUCUGGACUUGUUUAAUGGAACUUGUAGGUUUGAUGAACUUGAUUGGGUUGAAUCUCCAGAUCUAGCUUUGUACACGGAUAGUGCUGGUGGCGAUGGGUCAAAAGGUGGAACAGCCUACCUCCAUCCCCAUUGGGCCUUUUUAUCAUGGCCAGAACAUUGGUUAGGUACAGAGAUCAUGAAGGACAUCACAUUCUUGGAACUUGCCCCCAUAGUUUUGGCUUUUCAUUUGUGGUCAACUUCAUUCAAGGAUAAGCGUAUAGUAUUGUUCACAGAUAAUUUAGCACUGGUGUCAGUCUUGAAUAAAAAGUCAUCAAAAUCCACUCGAAUCAUGCAGUUAGUGCGGCCGUUAGUUUUGUAUGCUAUGUUGAACAAUAUAAAUUUUAAAGCUCGGCAUGUAGCAGGUGUCGAGAAUGGUAUAGCUGAUAGCAUUUCUCGUCGACAGUGGCAGCGAUUCCGUCAGUUGGCUCCAGAAGCAGACAGGGACCCAUCUCCAAUUCCAGAAAGUUUUCAAGAGCUGAUCUUCAAAAUGAAAGUGUGA